AUGUGUCAAGGGAGCAACUCAAAACAAGAUAGCACCAAGGAGGAGAACAAAGAGGAAAACCCUUGCCCGAUGGAGAUUGCUAGCUCCUCAAACACCGGGCCAACCAAUCCCGGAGGAGACAAACCGGAGGUGACCCCGGAUGAUGAUGGUUUUCAAAAAGUGGAGAGGCGAAACAAAGUCCAAAGAAGAAGUCUCGAUGGGAAGAGCCUCAUCAGAAAAGUGAACAAAGACCAAAGACAAACGACACCUAAAACACGGAAAGUCACCACCAUUGAUAUCAUGGCUGCAAUUCGGGAGCCCGAGCACGGGCCAGGUGACAUAAACAGCGAGUAUUGGGGCGAAAACCUUGAGGCCCAUUAUGAAGACGGUGGACAUCAAAUAUCCUCUAAGACCCGUGAUAAGACUCCAUCUCCUUGGGCUGAACUCAAGAUAUGGUUUUUGGACACGCUCGGUUAUGAACAGAAACGCAGCAACUCCAGCAUAAAACAUUGCCUCACAUGA
Molecule: messenger RNA, 501 nt
Organism: Striga asiatica
Lineage: Eukaryota; Viridiplantae; Streptophyta; Magnoliopsida; Lamiales; Orobanchaceae
Source: the annotation of a GenBank genome assembly